AUGGAUUUAGUGAAGGCUGUCCAGCAUUAUGUGGACAAAAUGGUCAAUGAAGUCCCCGGCAUGAAGGCAUUAUUACUUGAUACAGACACGACGCCAGUUGUAUCACUCGCUACAACACAAUCUACAUUGCUUACAAAAGAAUGUUAUCUUAUUGAUCGCAUCGACAACCGUAAUCGCGACAAGAUGCGACAUCUCAAGUGUAUAUGCUUUUUACGUCCAACACCCGAAUCGUUACGAUAUUUGAUUGACGAACUACGCGAACCAGCUUAUGGCGACUAUUAUAUCUAUUUUAGCAAUACUUUAAAUAAAUCGGAUAUCGAACGGCUGGCCGAGAUUGAUGAGCAUGAAGUAGUACGAGAAGUUCAGGAAUACUUUGGCGACUACCUCGCCAUUAAUUCCGACCUAUUUUCUUUGGGCAUGGACGGACGUAACCUUUUUGGCGAAUCUAUAACUACUUGGAGCACAGACGCAUUCCAGCAAUCCGUACGCGGCAUAUGCUCUGUAUUAUUGAGCUUGAAAAAGAAACCAGUUAUCCGCUACGAAACUGCUAGCCCGAUGGCCAGACAGCUUGCGCAGGAAGUCCAGAAAAACAUUCAGCGCGAGGGCCAGUUAUUCGAUUUUAGAAGACCCGAUACCCCACCUGUUUUACUUAUCCUCGACCGUCGCAAUGAUCCUGUUACUCCCCUCUUGUCUCAAUGGACCUACCAAGCCAUGGUACACGACUUGAUUGGCAUUCACCAUGGUCGAGUGGAUCUUUCGGACGUUCCUGAUGUCCGAAACGAGCUAAAGGAAAUUGUUUUGUCCGCCGAUCAAGAUCCAUUCUUUAAGAAAUCCAUGUACCUCAACCUCGGCGACUUGGGUGCCAACAUCAAGCAAUACGUAGAUGAAUACCAAUCCAAGACGAAAUCCAAUAUGAACAUUGAAUCGAUUGCGGAUAUGAAACGAUUCGUCGAAGAAUAUCCAGAGUUUCGUAAGCUAUCCGGCAAUGUAUCCAAGCACGUUGCUCUCGUCAGUGAGUUGAGUAGACGAGUCUCUCAAGAACAUCUGCUGGAGAUUAGUGAACUGGAACAAGGCUUGGCAUGUAACGAGAAUCAUAAUAGCGAUCUCAAGAACGUACAAAAGAUGUUGGAGAGUGAUCAGAUAGCGGAGGAUGCAAAGGUGCGGUUGGUGUUACUUUAUGCUUUACGCUACGAACGGACGCCAAACAAUGCGAUCAAAUCGCUAAUCGAUUUGCUGGAUCGAGUUGGCGUGAGCGAAAAGAAGAGUGCACUGGUCGCAUCUGUACUGAUGUACGCCGGUUCAGAGCAACGUCAAGAUGAUCUGUUUUCGAAUCAAACUUUCCUAUCUCGUGGACGAAACGUGUUGAAAGGAUUAAAGGGUGUUGAAAAUGUGUACACGCAGCAUACUCCAUUGUUAGGAGAGACAUUGGAUAUGUUGAUUAAUGCACGUUUGAAGGAAACCAGCUAUCCGUUUGUGAGUGGGCAAUCACAGGCAAUUCGUGAAAGAGCACAAGACAUCUUUGUGUUCAUUGUUGGAGGUGCGACAUUUGAAGAAGCGCGCUAUGUGGCACAAUUAAAUGCAGCAACGCCAGGUGUUCGAGUUGUGCUAGGAGGAACGUGCAUUCAUAAUUCAUCAAGUUUUAUGCAACAGUUAGAUGCUGUUGGUCAAAAGGGCAUGAGUUUAUCUUCAGCUGCACGGCGACUAGGCCAUUCUUGA
Molecule: messenger RNA, 1716 nt
Organism: Zychaea mexicana
Lineage: Eukaryota; Fungi; Mucoromycota; Mucoromycetes; Mucorales; Lichtheimiaceae
Product: Sec1-like protein
Exons: 9
Coding region: 1-1716 (571 amino acids)
Biological process (GO): intracellular protein transport; vesicle-mediated transport
Cellular component (GO): Golgi membrane
Source: RefSeq, a predicted model, not a curated record